Messenger RNA from Amphiprion ocellaris (clown anemonefish), 1670 nucleotides. RefSeq names its product UF2 component of NDC80 kinetochore complex (gene nuf2). Gene Ontology annotation, molecular function: protein-containing complex binding. NCBI's taxonomy places the organism in Eukaryota, Metazoa, Chordata, Actinopteri, Pomacentridae. The transcript is spliced from 13 exons. Gene Ontology annotation, cellular component: Ndc80 complex; kinetochore. Gene Ontology annotation, biological process: attachment of mitotic spindle microtubules to kinetochore; meiotic chromosome segregation; kinetochore organization. Bases 116 to 1450 code for a protein of 444 amino acids. The record is from RefSeq and is a predicted model, not a curated record.
GCCGUCUGGUAAUCAACAAGGAAGCCGUUUUAAGGCGCCAAUUUUGUUUCGUCGUUGAAAUCCCAGGCGUUUUUCUGUAUUUUAACCGUGUUAAAUUUUCUCUAAAGUUGCAACAAUGACCGAAAACACUUUCCCGGUCUACACUGCGGAUAUGAUAGUGAGCUUUUAUCGCACAGAAGUUCUCGUUGGCCAAGAGGCGAAACACUUCACGAAGAGCGACUUCACUCCUGUUCCGAAGCCAGAAGCAAUUCGGACUUUGUACAUGAGAGUGCUGCAUCUCCUGUAUCGUUGCCGGCCUGAGUAUCACUCCAUGGUUCCAAUUUUGGAGAACAUUCAGUAUCCAACUUAUCAUGAGGGGGCAACUGCUAUCAUAAGUGUCUACACACGCAUGCGGCAGUUCCUGCCCAUGUGCUUUGUGUAUGAUUUUUCACUGAACGACCUGCUAGCUCCAAAAAAACAGAAGACUACGACUAUUCUGAGUGCCAUCAUGAACUUUCUUCAAUUCAGGAAGCAGAGGAUGGACAUAAUGUUGGAGAAGCAGGCCAAAUUUAGGGCAGACAUGGACAAACUGCAGGCUUACACCAGAGGCAAUUUGGAAGCAGAGAAGAAGAUAGAAAUGCUGACGACCAUCCCGCCAGAGCAGCAGGCCGAGGCCGACGAGCUGGCAGCUGCUCUGUCUGAGCUGCAGGCCACCACCAUGCAUGAAUAUCAGGAAGUGAAUGCUGAAAAUGACAGCAUUGCAGAGUGGAAAACCAAAAUUGCAGAGAAGACACAGAAACUGGCUCAGGUGAAGGUGGACGUUAGCAGCCUGAAGGAAGACAUUGGCAGACUCAAGUCUCAGAUUGUGGAGUCUCCGGAGGAGCUGAAGAGUCAGAUGGAGAAGAUGCGGGAGAAUGUCAAGAACAUUAAGAACUCCAUUGAAGAAACAGAUGAGCGCGUAGUGGAGAUGCAGAACAUGGUCCAGGGUGAGACGCACUGUGAGGCAGAGAACCAGCAGAUGUACAACCUCCUGCAAGACCUGGAGAGCAGCAUGAACAACGCAAAGCAGCGUCAGGAAAAGUACCAGGAACUGAUGGCUCAGUAUGAGAAGAAGCAGAAGGAGCUGAAGAACGUGUUCAUCGAGGAAGGCCAGUUGAAGCGAGCUCGGGACAAGAAGUUGGAUAAAGAGUGCAAGCAGAACAUUCGCAGACAGAAGAAGAGAGAGAUGAAGGAGCAGCACGUUCAAGACGUGUUCAGGCAGUGCAAUCAGAUGCAUCAGAAGCGUGAAGAGAUGGCUGACAAGAUCCAAGAGAUCACUGGAGAGAUGCAGCAGCUGAAGGCCAAGAUCAAGAGUCUGAGAGACGUCUGCAACGAAGAGACAGCAAUAGCUCAGGCUCUGUUUGACACCAUGUACACGUCAAUGGAUGAGCUGCACAAAAGAAUUGAUAUGCACAUCAUGGAAGCCUCAUGAACGGACCAACGUCGACAACCCUUAAAGUCCAUCUCUGAUUACUUCAAAGCAAGAAACGAGGCUCACAAAUGUAUAGUUUUAUUAUUGUUUUCUUUUCUGAGAGGCGGAAUCAUUUUCUAGAAGAGCUGGGCACUGUAGUUUGUCACAGCAUCAGAAAGAAAUGGUGCCUUUAUACUGGAUUUGCAUGCAAAUGUGUGUUAAUAAAGUGAGUUUAAAUGUA